Messenger RNA from Thamnophis elegans (Western terrestrial garter snake), 1293 nucleotides. RefSeq lists its product as uncharacterized. Bases 1 to 1293 code for a protein of 430 amino acids. The record is from RefSeq and is a predicted model, not a curated record. The transcript is spliced from 5 exons. NCBI's taxonomy places the organism in Eukaryota, Metazoa, Chordata, Lepidosauria, Squamata, Natricidae. Gene Ontology annotation, molecular function: transmembrane signaling receptor activity. Gene Ontology annotation, biological process: cell surface receptor signaling pathway.
AUGGAAGAAGGUCUUCUGGAUCCCUCCACUGAACCCACAAAUCCUCUUCAAAAUGCCUCUCUGAGAAUCCCUCAUGCCUCGUUCAACCACAAUGGAGAAUUUGUUUGCAGUUAUGAAGAAAAGAGAAGCAACCGAUGGUUCAUGUCUUCUUUGAGCCAGGCAGUAAACAUCACAGUUGAACCAGAUCCUCUGCCUCCCCCAGUGCUGAAGCUGCACCUUUCCUCUGAAUCCCCAGGGAAAGGAAAAGUCCUGUCCAUCCUGUGUGUGUCCAGCGAGAGCAACAACUCCAAAAGGUUCCAUUUCUCCAAGGAUGGUGUGGAGAUGACCUGUAGCCAUGAAGAGCCUGUGAAGAGCAGCAGAAACUCCGGGCUCCUCACCCUAAAUAUGUUGGUAGCUUUCCUAUAUGCCAAAGAUAACGAAAGUCUGCGAUUUGCUUGCAGAUAUGAGGAGAACAUCAAUGGGCGCUGGGUCAUCUCUCCUUGGAGUGAGACUAUCACAGGUUCACAGAAAUAUUCAUCUCUACCAGCUCCCAGGCUGUCCUCGUCUAUUCAACACGACUUUAUUAUUAAAGGAGAAGAGAUUUCCUUGAAUUGCUCCCUCCCCAAGGGAGUCGAAUCAGGGAGUCCAGAGGGACUUACUAGAAUCAAGUUCUUUUUCUACUGUAGGGAUCAAUCCUACUUACCUAUUGGAGAUCAAUUUCUCACUAACAAUACCUUCAACUUCAGGACUGGACAUCUGAACUCUAGCCAAAUAAAGAUAACAUGCACCUGCGAGAUCAGGGAAACAUCUGAAGGAUGGACUUUUUCUCCUGAAAGUAACCAACUGGUCUUCUCAGUGAUUGAUGGCCUCCGUUCCCCAGUGCUGAAAGUGGAACCGUUGUCCCAGAGGGUGAAGGAAGGUGACCCCUUGCUCUUCCUCUGCUCAACGGAAGGAGACAAUGCAGAGAAGAAGAUCCAUUUCUACAAGGAUGGGGUGGAGAUCACCUCCAGGGAAGAAGGUCUUCUGGAUCCCUCCACUGAACCCACAAAUCCUCUUCAAAAUGCCUCUCUGAGAAUCCCUCAUGCCUCCUUCAACCACAAUGGAGAAUUUGCUUGCAGUUAUGAAGAAAAGAGAAGCAACCGAUGGGUCAAGUCUUCUUUGAGCCAGGCAGUAAACAUCACAGUUGAACCAGUUUUGACCCAAGAUUCAGAUCCUAUAUGGAGAUAUUCCUGGAUGGCGAUUCCACUUAUAGUCCUGAUAAUCCUGCUGGUUCCACUUGCCUUUUAUUGCUGGAAGAAGAAGAGCAGUAAGUGA